UUAAUUAAAAUUCAGAAUUGGCUAGUAAGCAGAUGACUCUUCCCCUUCUUCGAGAAGUAGAUGACUCCUCCCCUUCUACUAUAUAUAAGUAGAGGAGUACGUACCCUUCUGAGUCUAUUCUUAUGUGCAAAAUCACCCAACUACAAGACAUAAUAACAUCCUGCUAGUUCAAUGGCGUACAUUCCUCCACAUAAGCGGCAUUCACUCGACAAGGAUAGACCGCCACCCGUUGGAGAGUCGAUAAGACCUCUUUUCAAGAAAAAAAUGAGUUUGAAUGCAACAAACAAGAGUGGCAAAAUAGUUUAUGCCAAUACUUCUAUAACUACAUGGUUUGCUGUUGGUUUGACUGAUAAUGACCAGUUUCCGUCUCACGUUCGUCUCGAGCCAGUUUCCGCUGAAUCUUUUAAGCACCAACCAGGAGGAAAAUAUUUAAUCCUGGUGAACACUAAUGUAAAUGAAGAAAAUAAUGAGGUGAGCAAGAAUUGUAUUAGAAGUCCAUGGGAAACAAUAGCUUCAAAUGUACAACAGGACCUAUUUUCUUCUCUUGAAAUUUUGAGGAAGGGAGUGAGCUAUCAUGAGUUGGAAAAAGUAAAGCCAACAUUGGUUGCUAGAUUUGGUAAAAUUCGUUUUCAUGGAAUCCCAUCAGUGCAUCAAAAUCAGGUCAAUGAAACUGUUUUGAGACCAUUGAUAAGAUCAUUUUGCACAACUAUUCCUUCUUCAUACAUGAAAAAUGUCAUAGAUGAAGUCGUCCAGAAAAUUGGAAUUUAUUUUGAGGAGGAAAAAGACAUCUACCAUGUCAAGUUGUCUGAUAACACACGAACAGAUUCAACUGUUUCAUGCAAAUGUAGCGUAAAGGCGGAUAAAACACUUAUGUUCUAUAAGGUGGAACUGAAUCUAGUACGCCAGAUGGUCGCUGAUAUAUCAUGCCUUGAUAAGAAUCUUGAUCUGAGGCUAAUGCUGUGCUCCAAGAGGAUCUUAACAGCUCUUACCGAGGAUGAGAUAUAUAGCAUAAAAGAAGUGGUUAGUUCUGCGGUUUUGGAUUCAGAUGUGAAGGGUGGGUUGAGAUGGCCUGUGGGGAAGACAUCUUCUGGAGACAGAUUUAGUGUGGUUGGAGUUGGGCACACUGUAACUAGAUCCUAUAGUAGUCCAUCACUUCGGCUCAAAGUAAGACAUGCUGACCGAUAUGAUUUUAGGAGGGGAAUCGGAGAAGCCGGAAAGGAAGUUCAUAUGAAGCUGAAAGGAAUACUUUCAGUAUUUCUGGAACACGGAGCACAAAAUGAUUCUGUCUCGGAUAUGCUCAAAGACAGCUUGAAGUUGAUAUGGGACAAUUUCUUAUGCUGUGAACCAUUUUUAACAUGAGCCCAAGUACGUGCAUGGAAUGGGGAGCAAUUUUGAAGAAGACUGGUCCAAGAAUUUGUUUUCAGCUCUAUCUUUGGUUAUUUUGUCCUUCAAUUCUAAUUUUGAAAUGCCAAUGCUGUUGCUUUGGAAACUCCCCUUUGUUAAAGAAAAAAAAAAAGAAACUCCAUCUGCCUCUAUUAAUGACUUUACCUAACAAGUUAUGCUUGUAUUUUGCAAGAAGACAGAUACAAAGAUAUUACAAAUAUAUUUUUCUUCUUA
Molecule: messenger RNA, 1617 nt
Organism: Mercurialis annua (annual mercury)
Lineage: Eukaryota; Viridiplantae; Streptophyta; Magnoliopsida; Malpighiales; Euphorbiaceae
Exons: 8
Coding region: 172-1359 (395 amino acids)
Source: RefSeq, a predicted model, not a curated record